Messenger RNA from Zychaea mexicana, 1321 nucleotides. Its product is annotated as alternative splicing regulator-domain-containing protein. The transcript is spliced from 10 exons. NCBI's taxonomy places the organism in Eukaryota, Fungi, Mucoromycota, Mucoromycetes, Mucorales, Lichtheimiaceae. The coding region runs from base 147 to 1268 and encodes 373 amino acids. The record is from RefSeq and is a predicted model, not a curated record.
CAAGAACAAGAAGUUGACUUUUUUUUAACAAGUUGACUCUAUUUAAAGAACCGCACCGUAUGUGUGGGCAUUUUUUUUCCUAUUUGCUUAUUAGAGAUUUACGUUGGCGUUUCAGUUCAACACUCUUUCUUUUUUGAAACUACAAAAUGUGGCACGAAGCUCGAGCCAAUGAGAAAAAGAUCAAGGAGAUUAUGGUCGAUCACAAGAAGCGUGCCGAACGCAGGCGCGCAUUCUAUGAAUCGCGGCUUGGUGAUCCAAAGCAGCUGUUACGAGUGAUCGGCUCAUCGACAAAGCUGUAUCCUGAUGCUGAACAAUACUACUACCAUGAAAAUCAAGACAAUCUUAUGCCAUGGCAAGGCAAUACCGAUAUCCGAAUUGACAGAUUCGAUGGCCGGUCAUUGCUAGAUUUUGUGCCUGAGAAACAGACAAAGCAAAGAUUUCCCAAUAAAGAACAGCACAUGAUGGACGAGUUGAAUUUUGAACGGUAUCAUGACCUGGUAGAAGCCGAACGCUUAGGAGUUUCUGAACAAGAACGACUCACUGAAGUGGAAGAAGAAUGGACAAAGCUGCUGGAGCGACACAAGGCACUUUUGGCAAUGUUGAACAAUAAUAGGAAGCCAGAAAAAGGAUAUGCAUUUGAUUAUGGCACGCCGGCUGCAACCAAUGAUGAAAUGGACAACGAGGAAGAAUCACAAUUACUGAAGGAGGCGGAUAUUCUCCAAUAUGUUGACGAGCUGACUGACAAAGACAAAAUGAUCUUGAAUGAUAUGGCGGGCAAGUUUGGUAUCCGCAAUUAUACCCGCCUUUUACGCAUGACUAAAAGGGACCGUGACGAACAGCUUCGAGAAUUGAAAGCAAAGGUAGAGAUGGAGGGAAAUCAAAGGAUAAAGGUGGCAGUAGUCGACGUUCACGAGAUGAUCGCAGUAGGAGACGGAGACGUUCGCGCUAUGGCCGAGGGAGCCCUUCCAGAAAUGGUCGAUCAAGCCCUACUUAUGAACCUUAUAAUGGCAGCUCCGAUAGCGAAUCUUCAGCUGAAGAGGAUGCAAAUACUACUCAAUCCGAUGUCGUUAUUGAAUUUGGCACAUCAUCCUCAUCCAAUAUUCCAGAGCAAGAAGAAACAGCAAACAAAGAGGUGCGAUCGUCCAAGCCAUCACGCGAUAGUCGUGCUCGAGAAAGAAGAAAGAUACCAUCAUCAUCGUCAUCAUCCACCAGAGAUCUUCAACAAACAGCACCAGCACCAGCUGCAAAAGACACCACAAAGAAGUUGACGCCCAUGGAAAAGCUUAAAUUGAAAAUGCGUGCAGGAUUAGAAAAUCAAAUC